Messenger RNA from Pecten maximus, 4398 nucleotides. RefSeq names its product EF-hand domain-containing family member B-like. The record is from RefSeq and is a predicted model, not a curated record. NCBI's taxonomy places the organism in Eukaryota, Metazoa, Mollusca, Bivalvia, Pectinida, Pectinidae. Gene Ontology annotation, molecular function: calcium ion binding.
GCUAAGGCUUUAUCAACAAAGUGCCAAGAAGCUGCAUGUUCCGCUGUUUCUCGAAGGGGUUCACCCGCGUUAUCGCCGGGAAACAGCCUUCAAACAGAUAGGACAGAUAAAAAAAGUAUCAUUUGAUUCGAUACGUUUCAUUUUAUUUGAUGCGUAUUGAUUCCGUUAUAACUAUAAACAUUAAUUUAUUGUAACAUUGAUUCGUGUCAACUUGUUUGACGAGAGGUGCAUAUGAAAACAUGUCUUCAGUAACAUUACCGGGAAUACAAACGGCUGGCAUUUAUACCGGAAAAUACAAAGAUUGGUCACCGGAAUUAAGAUCGGCUGGAAAGUUAACUGCAACAGGUGACACAGCUUUAUCAUGCCUGAAACCUAAAGAUAAUAGGCCCCCAUCUGCAGAUGUUAUCCGGAGAUUUAGGGCAACAUUAAGACCUGAUGCCGGUCAGAUGAGAGUUUUCUAUGGCAAGGCGUCCGACCCUCAUCGUCAGUGGGCGAAGGACAUGUGUCAUGGGAUUAACACACAGUCAUCUGCUAAUGCAGGCGAACUGGCCAAUCCUAAUCCAAAAACAUUGUUCCAGCAGAAGAAAUUUGAUAGGAAGGAGCUUAUCUAUGCCAGUCACCUCAGAGCUCCGCUUGGGAACUCACACAACCAGACUCCAUGUCUGCCAAAGGGCCUGAAUACAGAUGAAUUUACAUUUGGAAUUCCAACAGAAUUAGAUAUUGGUGCAGGUGGAUUAAUUAACCCCAAUAAAACCUAUGCAGAAGUAGAGCAAGAAUCGGCCGUGGGACACGAACUGUACAGAGACACCCACACUGAUUAUAAUGUAGGCGAGCAGCACCAUAGGAACUACACCUCCGAGGGUUUUAACUCUAAAUCAAAGUUCGGAAUUCCCACACCUCAUAGUAAUGAUGGCAAGAAAGUCCGUCAGACUCUUCGAUGGAUGUCACAGGCCCAACAGGAAAAAGCCACCAAAAUUGUGUCAAAACGUGUGGAUGAUUUCCGGGAAAGAACACAGCCUCAGCUAGGAACUGUUCAUGAUCCGAUCAAGGACACACUGAAGGUUGCUCCAGAUCACACCUUUGGAAUCCUGGUCAAACCAGACGAGUAUGGAGCCGGAGACCUACUACACAUGCGACCCCCAGGGACAUAUUUGAGGGGCAAGGACCGACAAAGGGGUGUUAUGGCUGCAAUCAGACAACAUUUGAAGAAAGCCAACUAUCACAACUUCCAUGACCUGCUGGCAGCCUUCAAACAUUAUGACAAGGACGGAACUGGCAAAAUCAAAAUGCAGGGUCUGAGAGAAGCUUGUGUCCAGUACCAUUUACCUGUUGAACCAGAGUUAUUGGAACAACUGAUGGAUUAUUGUGACACUAACCGAGAUGGCUGUAUAGACUACUUAGAGUUUUCUAAUUUCCUCAACUGGAAAGAUAAAAUGCCCUCUGGAUUUGGGCCAAAGACUGAACCUCCAAAAACUCCAGUGACCCCAAAGUCGGCCCCCAGUCCCCAUGUAAGAACCCCUCACUCAGGAUGUGAAGUACAGGUCUCUCAGGAGGACCUCCAACCUAAGACCCCCCAGAGUGCAGAAAGUACCCCGCGACGACUACAAAAACAGAUAGAUAUGGCUAUUGGUAAUCAUCGUACCAGCUCCAGUAUGAUUAACGCAGUCAUCGGUGGUGUGAACACAAGAGAUUUUAGGACAUAUGGUGUCCCAACCAUCCGUACAGACCUUCCAGGUCCAAGGAUCCGACGAGUGGAUGACAGGAAGAAUUAUGGGGAUGAAUCAGAUGCAUAUGGUCUGAUGAACCCUUCUAUGUUUAGCCGCAGAGGUGUAUUUGAGAAAGACUUUCUUCUACCCCGUACACUGGAGGAGAUUAAUGAAAUCUUCACAAAUAUCGGUGUGAAGAUGACAAGAGAAAAUGUUGAGGUGUUGUACCAUACUGCUGCAAAACAACAUCCAAAGGGUCACGUCAGUGUUGAAUCAUUCCGAGGCGUCCUUGAUGAUGUGCUUGCCAACCAGGUCCUGGAGGGAAAACAUCCACUCGCCAUCUAGGUCAAAGGUCAUGGUGGUCAGAUCUAAUAUAGGUCAAAGUUCAUUGGACCUUGUUUCAACAAACUUUUCAAAAUUUCAAAAAGUUGUAUAUUACAUAAUGGAAAAAUUUUGUGAAAAAGUUUGUGAAAUGCAGACUUAAUUAAUGUUAAACAAAUUAUUGGAACAUAAAAAGGUUGAUGAUGGUCUAUGGAGUAAUCAAGGAAAUAGGGAAUUUUAAGAAUCAGUUAAAAUGUUGAUAAGAGAUUAUUUAAAAGGAAAUUGAUAAUAGGCAUUAUCUCCUAGAAAUGUAUUGAGAAGAUUAAUGAUGGACAAUUCAUUGAUAACAUAUGAUUAUGUAAAGUAUCUUAAUUCCUUCAGAAUAUGUGUAAUUGUAUGUAAAAUAUUUAUCAAAUAUUUCCUGAGGCAAUUUUCAUUAUUCCAAUAUACUCAGUCUGUUAAAAGAGAUAACUUUCUAUUAAAAAUCACAUUUAUGAGCUUCAAGGUAGUAUUAACUAUAUUCAUGUACCAGUAAUAACAUUUAGAUAAAAAAAAAUUGUAAAUAUUUACAUUACAACAUUAUUAGCAUGACAUGGAUAUAUGAAUAAAGACAAUGUUAUUUUUGCCAUCAUUUGUGCAAGAAAUAUUGGUUUAUUGUCAAUGAUUAAAGAAUUUUGAAAUCAUAUAGAGAGGGUACAUGUAUUCAUCCUGGGCUUAAACUGUUUUGUCGGAAUCCCUAUGUUAUUAGGGAUACUGCUAUGUACAAAAAUGUAUACAAAAUGUAGGUAUGAUAUAUUAUUUGUCAACCACAUGUAAUUUUAAAGAACGAUAUGCAAAACAAUUUGCAUUUUAGUUUUCAUAGCAUUAUAUGUUAAAAAUUUGCUACAGAUCUGUCAUGUUGUUGGAAGCAAUUUUGAUAAACACCAUGUAGAAACGAGAUUAAGAUGUGACAUGUAUCUGCAGUAUUCUGUGAAUGAUUCUUAUGCAAAUUGUGAUUUCAACUUAUAUGCACAAGACAUUAUGCAAGAUUUAAGAAAGUUUUCUUGGAUAAAAAAUGACAUCCAUAUUGUAUUUGAAAUGUCAAAUGUUUUGAAAAUGAAUGCCAUUUUUAAAGCAAUUCUCCAGUAUUGAAUUCUUAAACUUUCAGGUGAAAUCUACAGUAUUGACAGCAUACUCUGCUUUAAUGGGGGAAAAAAUAAGGCAGAACAUUAGUUGAUUUAUUAUUUGUUCAUGUUUGUUAAAUGUCGUUACAAGAAAUCAAAAAUUGUAUCUCAACAGCAUUAAAUAGAUGUUUUGGUGUAAAAUGUAUUCAAGAGAGUCACAAUUAGAUACAGCACACAAUUUCUCGAUGCACACUUUAAAUCCAGUAAGUUUUGAAAGAAACACACCCUCCAACAUAGAUUUGUGAUUUCUGUUGUUAUACUAGUACUAAGAAUGUACAUAAUUUGUGCUUAAGACAAUAUAGUAAUGAGAGGGAUUUAAAAUUUGCCUUUAGUUAUAUCUAGUGCUUAUCCUGAAAAUAAUAAUUUUCAACAAUCCUAGCUAUUCUUUCUUUUACUUAAAUUGUCAAUUUAUCAGUUUUUCUCUUGAAAAAUGGAUUCACCUGUUUUUUUUUUAUUUCAAUAGAUAGAGCACACCAACAUGUUUUGUAAACACACUUGAUAAACUCUGAAGAGGUCUGUGAAACAGACGUUUUCUUUCAAGCAAUCAAUUUCACCCUCAGCACCCGCCACGCCUACCUGAUGAUGACUUGCCUCCAGUUAGUCUCCACCCAUUGUUCUUCGUUGUUUAGUGUUCAGCUUUUGUACAUUUUGCUUUAGAUGAUAUUACUGAUUGCAUUCAGGAAAUUUUUCCUUUUCAUGGGGUAAAAUUUUCUGAUUAUUGGAAAUUGAAUGAAAAAUGGAGUAAGUUUCAUUUCCUCUGUCGGCAAAUAUACAGAAAUAUAGUUGUCAGAGGUAAAAAUAUACACUUUUUCAAAUAUAGAAUUCAAUUUUGAAUGAAAGUGUGUUGUAUUAUGUUGUUCAACAUGUAAUGUCCAUGUGUGUAGGAUAAUGUGCUAUCUUUAUGUUAACGGACAAAGUUUACAUAACCUGUAUUCCGUCCAAGCUGUCAGAGCCAAACUGUGAUAAGUUAAUUCAGACAUUAGAUUGAGUGAUUUUUUUUAGUUCUUAGUUUUAUGAUAUUUUAGAUUGUAAAUAAUCUUUCAAAGUAAUGCUUUUAGCUUUCAGACUUGUAAAUAUUGAUUAUAUUUUAAUAUGUGGUACUAUACCCUCGUGUACAUAUCAAUUGUUCAUUUUAUUUUGUAUUACUUUUAUAAUAUAAACUUCCGCCCUAUAGUACUUGAAUACGAAAUAAAAUAGAUCAAUUUGAA